CAUCUCUCCCUCUCGUCAUAAAAAAAAGUACCAUACUUUAUCCCGAGAUUUCUUCUUCUCUCUCUCCUCCCUGUCCUCGUUUCUCCACGUUAAAGGGCCAUAAGGCUCUCUCUCUUUCCUUCGUUAACUUUUUCUCACUAUAAAAUCCCCUUCUCCAAGACUCUGUGAACGCAGCUGAGCACCAGCAGCAGCAUUUGAGAAUUUCUAUCAUCUCCCUUUGGUUCUCUCUUACUCUCCACAUUAUCUUCAUUAUCCUUGUCUGAAAUCUCGCAACCCUGCACUCAUUCCAGCUUAAAAUUAAGCCUUUGGUAGUGUAAGCAAACAUAGUAAGACAAAGGAAAAUGAAUCUCUCCGUGAAACCGGCAAGGCCAUGCACAUUUUUCGCAACAACCACACACACCCGCAAACGCAACAAUCACAUUUCAAUCUGCUGUUGCGGCCUCACUCAGACGGUAGUCAGACCACUCAAAAAGUCUAUAAAUGACCAACGGGUCAAGAGCUGGGAACAUCUGCUCGGCCCUUUGGACUACGAACCAGCAGCCUCCCUUUUCACUUCUAAAGCCGUUAAAUUGGGCGACAGAUGGAAGGAAUACCAGGGAAUCCACAACUGGGAAGGUCUGCUUGAUCCAUUAGACGAAAAAUUGCGAGGUGAAAUUCUUCGAUACGGUUAUUUUGUUGAAGCUGCAUAUAGGUCUUUUGACUUUGACUCCUCCUCGCCAACAUAUGGAACAUGCCGCUAUCCCAAAAGCACAUUGCUUGACCGUUCGGGGCUACCCGAAACCGGUUAUCGCCUAACCAGAAAUUUACGUGCCACAUCAGGAAUACUGUUGCCACGUUGGGUUGAAAAAGCACCAAGUUGGGUGGCAACUCAAUCCAGCUGGAUUGGUUACGUGGCUGUCUGUCAAGAGAAAGAGGAAAUAGCCAGGCUCGGCAGAAGAGACGUGGUGAUUGCUUUUAGAGGCACCGCUACUUGCCUUGAAUGGCUGGAAAAUUUACGCGCUAGCCUCACUCCCCUCCCCAAUGCUGACUCUAAACCUGGCCCUGACGGUUCCGAACCAAUGGUGGAAAGUGGGUUCUUGAGUCUUUACACUUCAGGAACCGUCGAGUCACCGAGUCUACAAGAAAUGGUCCGUGAAGAGAUCUCGAGAUUACUCCAAACUUACGGCGAUGAGCCCCUUAGCUUAACCAUCACAGGACACAGUCUUGGUGCGGCUCUGGCUACGCUCACAGCUUAUGACAUUAAAACCACCUUUAAACGUUCUCCAAUGGUGACUGUCAUGUCCUUUGGAGGUCCACGUGUCGGAAACCGGAGUUUCCGCUGCCAGCUGGAAAAACAAGGGACAAAAGUGUUAAGAAUAGUGAACUCUGAUGAUCUGAUAACUAAGGUACCUGGUUUCGUACUUGAGGAAGAAGUCGACGUGCGCAAAAAUCGAAAUGUCUACGUGACGGGUUUGCCUAGCUGGAUCCAAAAGCUAGUCGAGGAGACGCAGUGGGUUUAUGCAGAGGUGGGUAGAGAACUCAGGCUCCGUAGCAGAGACUCUCCAUACCUUAACAGUAUCAAUGUGGCCACGUGUCACGACCUCAAGACAUACCUCCAUUUGGUCCAUGGAUUUGUAAGCUCCACUUGUCCAUUCAGAGCGACCGUACGGAGGGUCCUCAACAACCAUAACCGAGAAAAGACCCCGGCGUAAAAUCAGAAAACUUUGAAAACUAAAAGAAAAACUAAAAAUGGGCUAAAAGACCUGUGAUUUCCGUGCAUAACCUACGGACACUGAUAAAAUUUCGGUGUAAAUAGUUACUUGUAUUUCCCCGCCAAUUGCGGGGCGAGCACAAUCUAAUUAAAUUC
Molecule: messenger RNA, 1846 nt
Organism: Durio zibethinus
Lineage: Eukaryota; Viridiplantae; Streptophyta; Magnoliopsida; Malvales; Malvaceae
Product: phospholipase A(1) DAD1, chloroplastic-like
Biological process (GO): lipid metabolic process
Molecular function (GO): glycerophospholipase activity
Source: RefSeq, a predicted model, not a curated record